GCAAGCAGCUAGCUGUGUUCCUUCACACUCCCAUCCGUCGACUCGAGCGCUUUUGCAGCGCAUACUUGUGUCAAACAUUGACUUUAUUGAGCGCCUGAUCCGACCUGGCGAGUUCGAGCGUCGCUUAUCGUCGAGCCGUGGGCAUUGUCUGCAUUCAACAGAUCGUCGCUUGCAGGCCUUGGGCAGGCACACAUCGACCGCCUCAGCACCAGCAAUACAUCGAUCGGCUUUCCUUCCAUCACCUCGUAGCAAAGCUUUCAAGACUCUCUCUCUCUCUCGGUGCAUCGCUCCCAAAGCUUCGCAGCAUCUUCCAACCUCACCAUGGCAUUGGAUCUAGACGCAUCCUUAUCGCUCCUCAGGCAAUGCAAGUACCUGCCCGAGUCAGACAUCAAAGCGCUCUGCGAGCUGGUCAAGUCUUUGCUAUUGGAAGAGAGCAACAUUCAGCCUGUUCAGAGCCCAGUGACGGUUUGUGGAGAUAUACAUGGACAGUUUUGGGAUCUGUUGGAAUUGCUCAAGGUCGGCGGAGAACCACCCGAAACGGGUUACGUGUUCAUGGGUGACUUCGUGGAUCGAGGUUACUUCUCUUUGGAGACCUUCUCAUUGUUGAUGUGCUUGAAAGCGCGGUGGCCCGAUAGAAUCACCUUGCUGAGAGGAAAUCACGAAAGCAGGCAGAUCACUCAAGUGUAUGGCUUCUAUGACGAGUGUCAGCACAAGUACGGAAAUGCAAAUGUGUGGAAGUCUUGCUGUCAAGUGUUCGAUUACCUCAACUUGGCUGCGAUCAUCGACGGACGAGUGCUCUGCGUGCACGGAGGUCUGUCACCAGACGUCAGGACGCUGGACCAGAUCCGAAUCAUUGCGAGGGCGCAAGAAAUUCCGCACGAGGGCGCAUUUUGCGAUUUGAUGUGGAGUGAUCCGGACGAUGUCGAUACCUGGGCCGUUAGUCCUCGAGGCGCGGGAUGGCUUUUCGGCGGCAAGGUGACGCGAGAGUUCAAUCAGAUCAAUGGAUUGGAAUUGAUAGCAAGAGCACAUCAGCUCGUCCAGGAGGGCUACAAAUUGAUGCACGAUAAUGGCAUCGUGACAGUAUGGUCGGCACCAAACUACUGCUACCGGUGUGGAAAUGUAGCGAGCAUCUUCCAAGUAGACGAUCUGCUAGACGCCUCGCGCUCAAAGAGUCUUUCGCAAAAUGCGGGAAAUGGCAAGGCAGCAGCGAACGACCUCGAAGCGGGAGGCGUGGGUGGAAGCGAGCAAGAGGACAGAUUUGGAGCUCAGCACUUCAAAAUCUUCGAAGCGGUUCCGGAUCAAGAACGGACUACACCGGCGAGAUUAAACUUGCAAACGACGCAGUACUUCUUGUGACCUCGGCCCCCUGCGGCAUCGGGCGAGGAAGGAAUGCAACCCACUCCAGCAAAUGCGCUAGCACCCAGCGAGGCCGCCCAUCCGCUGAAUCCACAUGGACAUCGCAGGAACCUCUCAAAAGCGGCCGCGGGCACCUCUUUGGUCGGCUUCAAGCUGCACACGGAUUGCUGAUUGUCAGACGCAGCGGUCUGCAGUUCACGCGUGUCAAAUAUCACUUGCGCUGUCUGUAUCGAUAAUGCCAUCGGGCUUGCUGCCGCCUUUUGCCUGGGUGGCGCCCGUGCGACCACCGAACAAAUGUUUGCAACAUGAUCAGCAUUACAUGCCUGAAGCUAGGCGGUCAUGAUCAGCAGACACAGGUCCGCGGGCCCUUCGUCACGUCCUGAGUGGGAAAAGACGGAC
This is a messenger RNA of Ceraceosorus guamensis, 1755 nucleotides long. Its product is annotated as putative serine/threonine protein phosphatase ppe1. NCBI's taxonomy places the organism in Eukaryota, Fungi, Basidiomycota, Exobasidiomycetes, Ceraceosorales, Ceraceosoraceae. The coding region runs from base 322 to 1356 and encodes 344 amino acids. Gene Ontology annotation, biological process: peptidyl-serine dephosphorylation; G1/S transition of mitotic cell cycle. The transcript is spliced from 7 exons. Gene Ontology annotation, cellular component: cytoplasm. Gene Ontology annotation, molecular function: protein serine/threonine phosphatase activity. The record is from RefSeq and is a predicted model, not a curated record.